Molecule: messenger RNA, 216 nt
Organism: Babesia ovata
Lineage: Eukaryota; Apicomplexa; Aconoidasida; Piroplasmida; Babesiidae
Product: laminin subunit beta-4, putative
Exons: 1
Coding region: 1-216 (71 amino acids)
Source: RefSeq, a predicted model, not a curated record
AUGGCGAUUUUAGGUCAAGGAGGCAGCGAGGCAGCGAGGGAGGUGGGUGGACAGGGUGAGGGAGGUGAAGGGGCGAAAGAGGGCGAUGAAGGAGGAAGAUGGGUUGAGGUAAGGCUAUUGUGGAGGUGGAGGGAGAAGUGGAAAAUGAGGAUUCGGGUGAAGGACGCCGACGGAGGAGGUGAUGGAGGGAGAGGCAGGGAGCAAAGCGACCAGUGA